AUGGCGAAUACUACGACGAGUUCCGCUCAAAAGCUACAAGGUUCUUCACUUUCACAGUUUCUUAAUACUCUCGUAAUCGCUGCAAUCAUUGCAAUCAUUCAAAUUACUAUAUUCGUCAUUAUCAGAAAAAGAUUCAAACGCAUCUACGAACCAAAAACAUUUCUUGGAGACAUAAAACGCCGUGUCAAACCACUACCGAGCGCUUUUUAUAGCUGGCUUUUUGCGUUAUUGAGGAUGCCACAAGAAGAUUUGAUUCGUACUGCUGGUUUUGAUGCUUACUUCUUCGCCCGUUACCUUUAUGUUCAUGGUCUCUUCUUUCUGUGUUCGUUUGUUGUCCUAGCAGCUAUUUUAUUUCCAAUCUAUACUAUCGAUGGUAAGGGUGAAGCUUAUGAUAAAAAUGGCCUCGACAUACUGACUUUCGGUAAUAUUCUACCGCUUCAUUCUUCUCGUUAUGUAGCUCCAUUGGUACUCGCUUAUGUUUUCAUCGGAGCAUUUCUCUACCUUCUAUACACAGAAAUGAAAGGCUUUGUGAGAAAACGUCAAGCACUCUUGUCAAGUCCUAUAUAUCAGUCCCGCGCCAGUGCAGCAACCAUACUUGUUACUACCAUACCCGAAGCAUAUAUGUCUGAAGAUGUUCUCUUUCGAAUAUUUAACCAAUUUCCAGGCGGAGUCAGAUACAUCUGGCUUAAUAGAAAUCUCGGAGAUCUUCCUGAAAAAGCAGAGAAGCGCACAAAACUUAUGGAAAUACUUGAAGCAACGGAAUGUAAAUUGAUCAAAACAGCAAUGAAAAUCGAGACGAAACGUCGAAAAAAACUCCACAAGGAAAUGUCUUCGGAAAUUAUUGAGGAGACAAUUACAAACAGCGAACAACAGACUAUUCAUAAGUAUAUUCCAGAGAAGAAACGACCGACGAUGAGAAGUGGAUCUAUACCAGUGUUCUCAUCUUUAUGCUUCGGCAAAAAAGUCGAUACGAUCGAAUAUUGUAAGGAGACUGUUUCCAAAAUCAAUACGGAGAUCGAAAUAGCGAAAGCAACACUAAACAAUUAUACUCCUAUAAAUUCUGCAUUCAUUCAAUUUAAUAAACAGAUUGCUGCUCAUAUGGCCGCUCAAAGUGUUUUAGCUUCCAUUCCUUUAGCAAUGACACCUUGUUACAACGAUAUAAAGCCAACGAAUAUUGUUUGGUCAAAUUUGAAGCUGACUUACUACCAGAAAAAAUUCAGAGAACUUAUCGUGUUGAGUGCAACUAUUGCUCUCAUUGUUUUCUGGGCAAUUCCAGUUGCUUUUGUUGGCAUCCUUUCUAAUCUAACGUACUUAACAACCAAGCUCACUUUUCUUCAGUUCAUUUAUAACCUGCCGAGCGUUCUACUGGGCUUGAUUACUGGUCUUUUGCCAACCGUUCUCCUAGCCAUUUUAAUGGCACUUCUUCCUAUUGUAUUAAGAUUAUUGGCAAAAAUAUCUGGAAUUCCCACAACAGAUGCUAUUGAUCGUUAUGUUCAAGGAUCUUACUUUAUUUUUCAAGUCGUUCACGUCUUUCUGGUUGUUACGAUUUCGAGUAGCAUUUCGAGUGUCAUAGUAUUGAUCAUUCAGAAUCCAACAAGUGCUGGAACAAUACUCGCUGCAAAUAUUCCAACUGCAAGCAAUUUUUUCUUUAGUUUUCUGGCAUUACAAGGAUUGAGUGUAGCAUCUGGAGUUUUAUUACAAAUUGUUGUACUUAUUUCAUUUUAUCUAUUGGGAAAACUAUUCGACAAUACACCACGAAAAAAGUGGAAACGAUACUUUACAUUGAAUAAUCUGGAUUGGGGCACAGUAUAUCCUCCAUUUACGAAUUUCGUUGUUAUCUCUCUGGUCUACUCGAUUAUAGCACCGCUGAUGCUCGUCAUUGCUGGAGUGGCAUUCGGCUUGUUUUACAUCGCCUAUCUUUACAACAUGUUUUACGUUUCAGAUUUUCCAAACGAUACCGGUGGUUUAACGUUUCCAAGAGCAAUCUAUCAGUCAUUUACCGGAGUUUAUCUUAUGGAAAUUAUGCUUGCAGCGCUUUUCUUUAUGGCACAGGAUGAGCAUGGUUUGCAAUCAGCUAUCGUUCAAGGUGUAUUAAUGUGUGUGUUGAUCAUUAUUACUUUGGGCGUUCAGUUUAUGAUGAGUUCAAGCUUUGAUCCGCUCACACAUUAUCUGCCUGUAGACGCAGAAGAAUUUUCGCAAUUGAAAAUUUCUGUUCCAGGAAAAUUUGCAUGGGCAAAAAUGGCAAUCAGCACUGUGAGUCGCCCUCUAAGAUCAGCUUAUCGUACGGAUACUGUCAAUAAUAUGGAUGAUGCAGUGAUUGAGCCAUACGAUAAUACAAUGGAGAACGCAUAUAUGCAUCCAGCAUUACGUGAACCCCAGCCAAUAGUUUGGAUUCCAGAAGACAAUUUGGGUAUUGCAUCAGCAGAAGUACAGAACGCUAGAACUUCUGGAUUGAAUAUUGCUAUAUCAACUGAGGGAGCCUGGUUCGAUCAAAACAUGAAUAUCAAAAUUAAUGGUUCGCCUCCGGACUAUAUCGAAAUGCUAGAAAAAAAUACUUUCUCUAGACGAUUUUAG
Messenger RNA from Rotaria socialis, 2574 nucleotides. The record is from the annotation of a GenBank genome assembly. NCBI's taxonomy places the organism in Eukaryota, Metazoa, Rotifera, Eurotatoria, Philodinida, Philodinidae.